GUGUUUUAAUUAUGAUUAUAACGUUUUUACCCCAAAUCACAAACCUAAAUGACUUUUAAAUUCAUUUUUCAUGUUGAUCUGAAGCCCCUGUUUCCAAAAUCUCCCCUGAGGGGGCGUGGCUUUAAGAGCUCCACAGAAAUGCCACAAAGACAUGUUAAAAACUCAAAAAACUGGAUUUUCAUCAGAGGGGGACGUUAAAGUAAAGUUUGUACCAUACUUAUAACAUAAGAUAGGAGUCUCAAGAAUGUGUGCAAACAAAUGUUGUACUUUAUAACUUGAUAUGCUGAGGAUAUAUCUAUGGGCCAAAAAUGUUUUAAAGUAUAAUAUAGUGAAAUUCCUUGUAUGCAUGAGUUCUCUCACGGUGAAAGAAAGAUCAGAUUAUAAUAUUGUGUGGCCCAGUUAGUUGGUGCAAUUGUUCAUGGAAACCAUAUCAAUGCAGUAUUGUAAAGUAAAAUCAGUGAGUGAAAUGAUGGACAUUUUAAAAGACUGGAACUAUUUUCUUUACCUACCUCUUUGCGUUUGCAGCACACACCUAUCGAACACCAAAGAAGAAAACCAAUGAAAGGAAAAAAAAAACUUCACUGCUGGUUCCUUGUGUUCUACAAGCAUUAAACAAAGUUUCAGAGGCGUGAACAUCAUGCAUGUGUCCGUUGUGCUGCCUGAUCAAAUUCAUCAAAAUAUUUGUUCUCAAAUUUGAAACAUUGUCAUAUAUUGAGUUGUAAAUCUGCAUUUUCAAAAAAAAUCCUGUUUCUCUCCUCCCCUUGUUUACCCUGUUAAUAACAUAUGGGGGGUCAAAGGAGGAGCGAGACUCAAAGGAAGCGGUCACAGAGCCAAUCCCUGGACUUGAACACGUGCUUUUGUCCUCUCGGCAUUAGGCUCAUCAGAAGGAGCGAAGGAGCUGUUAUGGAGGAGAGUAACCUGCUGAAGAAAAGGCUCCAGGCUAUCACCGAGAAGCAUCGUAUUCAAGAGGACAUUCGACGCAAGAAAUUGGAACUUGAUGAAAUGAAGCUCAGACUUCAGCAUAUGAAGAAGAAAACCUUGAGAGAUCAGUGGCUGCAGCAGGACUUCGCUCUUCACAGCACACAGCAACAGCUGCUGCUGCAGGACCAACAGCAGACGAGAGCUCUACAGCUCAGCAUCUAUAGAACUGAGCUGGAGGUGGCGUCACUGGAGAGAGAGGAGUCCAUGAUCUUAACCGAUGAAAGCUUUAUCCUGAACAGACUGAAGGCGGUGGAAAGAAGUCCAGAAGACAUCAUUAAGGAGGUGCUCAGCAGGCUAAGUCCUGACUUGUUACAGGUCCAUGAUGUCACCACUGACGUCCCAGAUGUCAGAAGUUUACCAGGAAACAAACACUCUGAACCAAACACACCAACUCUGUUUGACGUGAUUUCUUCUGCUCCACCUGAGGAGUUAAACCCUCUCACUGGGCUUGAGGCUUCUACUGGAGGAGGGAGGAACCUUCAUGCUUUCCACACUCAACAGUGGUCACGAGACUAUAGAUGUGCUUCUGAUUUGUCAACUUCUGAACUGGAACAGCUGGUGAGAUGUGCUGCAGGGCGGAGUCAACUCCACCUCCAUCAAAAUCCCUUCAGAAACCAUGAAGAUGGAUUCAACAACAACCAGGAUAAUGGAGAAAACCAGAGAGAACACUAUGAAGUAUGUGUCGUUAAAAGUGUUGCAGAAAUAAAAGGCCAUGACCGCUGGGAUAAAUAUCAAGGAAACCCUCAGGAUGAGAACUAUUGCAGUUUCAACGUUGACAACCACGGGGCAGAGGAUCAGCAUCUACAUUCGUGUUGUACGAGCAGAAGCUACAGCGCUCUCGAGGAUGAGGCAGCUGUUUUCCAAGCCAACAGCAUGAUCAAAGGUCACAAUGGGAUAAACCAGCACAAGUCCUGCAGUCUUCUACCUCCAAGACCUCAUGAGCAGGAUGCUGUCCCAGCAGCCACUUACAGUAGUCCUUCUUUGAAGGAUGACAUCAGCGUUGAAAAGGAAGACCUUCACUGCUGCCAAUCAACAUUCUAUCAUUUUAAGAUCGAAACAGUGAACAACCACGAACACUGCUCCUCUCUGUAUGGACAGCCUAGAACACCUUCCCCUCUCUACGUAGAAGACAGUCCUUACACCAUUCUCCACACCCUGGACAGCACGGAGCCGGUCACAGCCAUCUUCAUGGGACUCCAGGCCAAACAGGAUGACAGAGAACAUUCUCAAGAGUUUGACGGGUGUCUAAAGGCAGAGCUGGUCAUCAUUAGGGAUGACCACUCUGAAGACACAAAUGAAUCCAAACACUCAGAUAAUGAAAACAGAGUGCAGUCAGGAUCUAGGGGGGAAGGGUUAGAGAGGCAAGGGAAGCACACAAGUAUCAGGAAACUCCAUAAAAAACAAAAGUCGUGCUGCAUUGUUUGCUAACUGACCGUGUGAUGAAGGGCUGAGUGUUCAACAGUUACUUCAAACCCAUCUGCUGUAGAAUCCAGCAUCUGUCCCUCAGAGAGCUGCUUCAGGCUGCUGUAGCUCUCCCAAAAACGAUAAAGAUAUGUUCUUUAUUUAAACAGGUCAGUUAAAUGUAAUGAAACAUUCCCUGUCAGGUGCUCUCAGUGUAUUUAUGCCAUAUAAAGCCAUAAAAAGUUUUUUGGGGAAUAUCCAUGCUUUCCAACAUUCGGAAACUCCCCUGAUGACCAGAAGCCCAUAAACCAGAACUGACUGGUCCUUUUGUUUACAGCCAAAGGUUCAGGAGCGUCCUAGUCUUUAUCUGAUUAGCACCUCGAUGACACCAACUGUGAUUGUUUUACUGUAAUUUGAGUGUUUAUAUUUUUCCAGAUGCUCCAAUUCUAAAUCCUGGCAGCUGGAUGGCUCAGUUGGUGAAGUGUGGGACGAGCACUUCUGGGUUUGAUUCCCAGGGCAAUGAGCUCUGUGAGGUCCCCCACAGAUAACACAGGGUUUUCAGAAGGGGCAUUAAACUCUGUCAGGCUAAGAGUGCAAAUCAGUGAAAACUGAUUCACUGUGGGGACCCCUGAAAGGAAAAGCCAAAAGAUGAAAACAACAACUCCAAUUUGUGGUGGGAGCCGUGGUGCAGCGGUCAACCUCUGAUUUGAAUAUUACAGGUUCGAUUCCCUCAUUUACCCGCCUAUGUGUCGAGGUGUCCUUGGGCAAGACACUGAACCUCGAGUUGCCUCUGGUGGUUAUAGGUUGGCACCAGAGUUCGGUAGCGGAGCCGCCAUCAGUGUGUAAAUGUGACUGUGACUCUAAAGCACUUCCAGGAAAGUGGAAAAGAAUUAUACAAUUCUAAACCCUUUAUUAUUCAAAUUUAUGCUUCCAGCUUUAGAUAUUUGUGACAUUGUCACAAAUUCAAUGAAAUAUAAAGUGCUUCUUGGUCAGUGCAACACUGAUAUUUUAAAACAACCUAUGGUAAAAACGUAAUACAUAAAAAGUUCUAUUAACUUGUUCAACUUUUGGCUUAUCCCAUUCAGGGUCGCCACAGCGAAACAGAACCUACUGUUUUGUAUUAGUGAUUUGAUGGAGAGUCCUGAUGGAAUCUUGUAUUUGAAAGGCACUGGGAACCCGGUUAGGGUUAAGUGCAAUCCACACCAUGGGGAUUGAACCCAGGUUUCCUGUGUGAAAGCCCCACACACAGCCCACUGAGCCAACCAGCCACUAAAAAGUGCUAGUAACUAAAUCCCAGAAAUUAAAACAUUUUUUGCAAAAUAAAAAAAAACAGGAUACUCAAUAGGUGUUAAAUUUGUGAAAACCAGGGGGAAAAAAAAUCAUGAAAGUAAUAAAUAUGAGAAAACAUCCACUGUGUCACAGUUUCCAGGGUGGGAAGGGGGCAGCCAACAAUCUUUUGGGUGGUGUUGAUGACCCGCUGGGGAGCUUUCCUCAGCUGCACUGCUUUAAGACUGUUUUUUUCCCCACAUCAAAGUUUCUAACCAAUCAGAUUUUAGCUCUCACUUGUUGCUAGGUUCAUCAAAGUCUGCCUUACGCUCAUACAUACAGUCAGUGUUCUAUCCCCCAUUCCGGUCUUUGCAGACGACUUUCCAUAAAAAACACUGCUGACUAAACCAUAGUAAUAUAUGAAUUAAACACAUUGACGUUGAUUUAACCAACCAAAGAGUCUCUGUAGCUUCAUGAGGGCGGAGGAUGAUAUAAUCACCUCUGAUUGGAUGGUCAAAGCUCGGACUGCCAAAAGCUAACUUCUUUUGGUCUUCAGGCCGUCGGCAGAAGCUGCACUAGAUUUGUAUUGGAAUUACUCGCUGUUUUGCAGUUAACAAUAAAAGAAGGCAGAUAAGUUUAUUUAUGUUGCUGAUUUAUUCUUAAGAUGGACUUUUCCUGAAAAAUUAGACAUUAUCAAAAAAGGCUGGCCAACCCCGAAGCUAGCAAGCUUGUCUCAACAGGAAAAGGAUUUGUCCGCCACUUUCAGCCUCCUAGAAUCCUGUCUGGCUGGACAGGGUUUUGUGACAAUGAUGAGCGACAAAGUAAGAGAACUUCCACGCUGCCACUGAACGCACCACAGGGCCUAUGACUGCAUCGAGCUGAAGCGUCUCAUGACCGACAGCUUCAUGGAAAAACAGGUUUCAAGGUGAUGGUAAACUAGUGUUUAUCACUCAGAGAUUUUGGGAGCACCAAGAAAAACUUCCAUCUUAGAACAGCACUCUAAUCUAUCUGCUGAGAACGGACUGUCAAACAGCAUGAAGUAAAAUCUACCACUCAUCCAGCUGGACUUUCAUUCAUGGAUGGAGUUCAUCUUUAAACAAGUUGGAUUUGCUGUAAAUAAAAAUGCUUUGAAUAAAAAUGCCUAUUUUCCAGAGUAA
Oryzias melastigma (Indian medaka) is the source of this 4805-nucleotide messenger RNA. RefSeq names its product palmdelphin. Gene Ontology annotation, biological process: regulation of cell shape. Lineage: Eukaryota; Metazoa; Chordata; Actinopteri; Beloniformes; Adrianichthyidae. The record is from RefSeq and is a predicted model, not a curated record. Gene Ontology annotation, cellular component: cytoplasm; membrane. The transcript has 9 exons. The coding region runs from base 784 to 2409 and encodes 541 amino acids.